AUGCGCCUUGCUGCACUGUUAACGCUCUGUGCCGCUGCUACGGCAUCAGCUGCACCUCAAUGGUCUCGGCCCUACAGACGCGCAAAUGACACCGGGGUCAACCCAUUUGAGGGUAAGAAGCUCUUUGCAAACCCAGCAUGGGCAAAGAAGCUGGAUCAGACCUACGAGGCUUUCCUCUCGCAGAACGACAACGUCAAUGCCAACAAAGUCCGAGUAAUCCAGGACAUCGGCACUUUUGUCUGGGUAUCUGACCGUGCCGGCCUAAAGAACAUCGAUGAUGCCAUCACUGCCGCGCGGGCCGAGAAGGCCGCCAGUGGUGUCGACCAAAUUGUUGGCUUGGUCCUGUACAACCUUCCAGACCGCGACUGCAGCGCCGGUGAGAGCGCAGGAGAGCUGAGCAGUGCUGAAAAUGGACUAGAGAUUUACAAGAAUGAGUUUAUUAAGCCCUACGCCGAGAAGGUGAGCGCCGCCACGGAUCUCACCUUCGCCAUCGUGCUGGAGCCUGACUCCCUCGCCAACCUGGUCACCAACAUGGCGGUUGAAUUCUGUGCCAACGCUGCCGACGUUUACAAGGAGGGUAUCGCCUACGCCAUCUCCAGUCUUCAAUUCAAGAACGUACAUCUAUAUAUGGAUGCUGCUCAUGGAGGAUGGCUCGGUUGGAAUGACAACCUCGCACCCAGUGCCAAGGUAUUCGCAGAAGUUGUGCAGAAGUCUGGCAAUAACACCAAAAUUCGAGGCUUCGCAACCAAUGUCUCCAACUACAACCCAUUCAACGCUGCCCAGAGGGAGAACUACACCGAGUAUAGUAAUUCUUGGGACGAGUCCCACUACGCCUCGUCGCUGGCCCCUCAUCUUGAGGCGGAAGGUCUCCCCUCCCGUUUUAUCGUCGACCAGGGCCGUGUGGCACAAUACGGCGCCAGGAAGGAAUGGGGUGAGUGGUGCAACGUCUCGCCCGCUGGGUUUGGCCCGCAACCUGGCACGUCUAACAACAACACGUAUGUGGAUAGUCUGGUGUGGAUCAAGCCUGGUGGUGAGAGUGACGGGCAGUGCGGUAUGACGGGGGCGCCGAGGGCUGGGGCUUGGUUUGAUGAAUACGUCCAGAUGCUGCCCCAGCGCCCUCAACUCGACUUCAAGCAGAGCACCAAGACUGACCACCAUUGUGCAUUGGGAUCAGACUCCUUGGCGAUUGAAAACAACAUGGGCAGCCCCUAUACUCGACUCUGGUUGCCCCGCGCCAUUCGACUUGUCGAUAUGAAAUCAGGUGAAUGGGAAGCUCCAAUCGAUUGCCGACUCUGGUACUACACCCUGGACCGCAAGCCUACCUAUCGAACAUUAUCAUACCCUUGGGGCUCCACGAAGGUGAUCCGACCGGUGCUUCUUGAUGGGUGCGAAGUGGCUGUGACAUGCAUCAACCAGAAUGAUGACGAUGAGAAAAAGCAACAGGUUCUCAUCAUGCGCGACAUUUACGCCUCGUCGGAAGAGACGAUUGUCUUCCUAGGAGAUAGUCGCGGUCAUCGCAACCUGGGCCUCUCGAGCCAAAACCCACCCCAUGAUGAAUAA
This is a messenger RNA of Neoarthrinium moseri, 1560 nucleotides long. RefSeq lists its product as uncharacterized. The transcript has 4 exons. The record is from RefSeq and is a predicted model, not a curated record. The coding region runs from base 1 to 1560 and encodes 519 amino acids. Gene Ontology annotation, biological process: cellulose catabolic process. NCBI's taxonomy places the organism in Eukaryota, Fungi, Ascomycota, Sordariomycetes, Amphisphaeriales, Apiosporaceae. Gene Ontology annotation, molecular function: hydrolase activity, hydrolyzing O-glycosyl compounds.